GACGUCUCUCCCUCCCUCUCUUCAGUUUCAAUUCAGUCAAAUCAUAGCGAUCUGGCAGCCAGAGGUCCAUGCCUCCUCUAAUAAGAGAGCAAUUAGCACCUUCUGUGGCCGCUUUGUAAGCUCCGGAAAAGAGAAGAACAUCCGAGGCAGUCGUGUCCUCAACGAAGUAAACUAACGUUCCGGCAAACAAAACUGCGGCGACCCCGAAAAACACACAGAAAUGGACGAAAAGGCGUUUACAAAAGAAAUUGAUCAGUGGAUCGAGCAGCUCAACGAAUGCAAGCAGCUGUCGGAGGGACAAGUGAAAACACUAUGUGAAAAGGCUAAAGAGAUCCUCACCAAGGAGUCAAAUGUCCAGGAGGUGAGAUGUCCUGUGACGGUGUGUGGCGACGUGCACGGCCAGUUCCAUGACCUUAUGGAGCUGUUUAAAAUCGGAGGGAAAUCUCCAGACACAAACUAUUUGUUUAUGGGAGACUAUGUGGACAGAGGGUACUACUCCGUAGAAACCGUCACUUUACUAGUAGCACUUAAGGUACGCUUCCGGGAGCGCAUCACAAUCCUCAGAGGGAACCAUGAGAGCAGACAGAUCACACAAGUGUAUGGCUUCUAUGACGAGUGCCUAAGGAAAUAUGGUAAUGCCAAUGUUUGGAAGUACUUCACAGACCUGUUCGAUUACCUCCCCCUCACUGCCUUGGUAGACUCUCAGAUUUUCUGCCUUCAUGGAGGCCUGUCACCAUCCAUAGAUACAUUGGAUCACAUUAGAGCACUGGACCGUUUACAGGAAGUGCCACAUGAGGGUCCCAUGUGUGACCUGCUGUGGUCAGACCCUGACGACCGCGGUGGCUGGGGCAUCUCUCCUCGAGGAGCCGGCUACACUUUCGGUCAGGACAUCUCGGAGACUUUCAACCACGCCAACCGCCUCACACUGGUGUCCCGUGCCCACCAGCUGGUUAUGGAGGGUUACAACUGGUGCCAUGAGAGGAAUGUGGUGACAAUAUUUAGUGCUCCCAACUACUGCUACCGCUGUGGCAACCAAGCAGCUAUCAUGGAACUAGAUGACACCCUCAAAUACUCAUUCUUGCAGUUUGAUCCUGCGCCUCGCAGAGGGGAGCCUCAUGUCACUCGUCGCACCCCAGACUACUUCCUGUAAACUCUGACCUUCGACCCUUGUACAGUCAAGUCCAGUAUUGCCAUGAUAUAUGACCUUCAACCGAUAACAGCAUGAAUGAGGAAGGGGAGGGUGGGAGACUGGGGGGGGGCUACACAGCAGUGCACAUUGUAUAUCCACACAAAGACCUAUUUAAGCAUUUAGCAAAAACAAUGUCUCUGUGUCUAUGGAUGGACCAAAAGGUGUGUGCCAUAAUCAUUACAAUAUUCAUUGCUGAGGACCUGAGGACUUGUAUUGAAAAUCUCUCCCACUAUGUUCAACAACAGUGAUGUUUAAAUUCCUCAUCCUGUACCUGUGUAGCUGACUGACGGCACCAAGGUCCAAGACAAAAAUUUGCUACUUCAGAUGCGGCUGUUUGAAUCCCACAUGCCAUGGCUCAUUAUAUUUAGGAGAUCUGAACAUGAUCUGUUUGCACUUUUGUAAAUCUAAAGAAAUGUAUCAUAUGUCAAAAGAUGAAAAAGAUUUCACACUACAGAUUUUGUUUUUUCCUUUUUGAUUUUUCUUUUUUUCUUUUUUUUUAAAAUUACAAAUAAAGCCCCCAUCAGGCAAGGUUUACACAAGGUUUCUUUGUCCUGUGUAACUUUUAAGCAAAACUUCUUAUGCAGUUACCCAGCUUGGUCUAUAUGAUUGACAGAUGAUGGAGUGCUCAUCCACAUCAACUCACUGACUCCCUCUGAACUACAGAGUCUGUAUUAACCAAACCAUUUGAAUAAUAAAGACAAAGGUGGCUCCUUGA
Messenger RNA from Seriola aureovittata, 1904 nucleotides. RefSeq names its product protein phosphatase 2 catalytic subunit alpha b (gene ppp2cab). Gene Ontology annotation, molecular function: protein serine/threonine phosphatase activity. The coding region runs from base 221 to 1150 and encodes 309 amino acids. Gene Ontology annotation, biological process: mitotic cell cycle; peptidyl-serine dephosphorylation. Gene Ontology annotation, cellular component: cytosol. Lineage: Eukaryota; Metazoa; Chordata; Actinopteri; Carangiformes; Carangidae. The record is from RefSeq and is a predicted model, not a curated record. The transcript is spliced from 7 exons.